AUGUCGCCGGUGUCCGUCUGUCCGUCCCGGGGUCCCCUGGCUCAGCUCUUGGCGGCCGCGGCGUGUCCGGGCUGCGGGGAGCCCGUGCGGGACCCGCUGCGGCUGCCGUGCGGUCACUGCUGCUGCGGUCAGUGCCUCGCUCCGGACACUCCGGACACUCCGGACACUCCGGACACACUGACCAGUGCUCCGGACACCGCUCCGGACAGACUGACCGCCGCUCCGGACAGACUGACCGCCGCUCCGGACAGACUGACCACCGCGGACACCGCUCCGGACACUGCGGACCCGCUGCGGCUGCCGUGUGGUCACUGCUGCUGCGGUCAGUGCCUCGCUCCGGACACUCCGGACACUCCGGACACACUGACCACUGCCGACAGACUGACCAGUGCUCGGGACAGACUGACCGCUGCUCCAUCCACUGCUGGGGACAGACUGACCACUGCUGGGGACAGACUGACCACUGCUCGGGACAGACUGACCACUGCUGGUGACCACUCCGGCCCCGCUGACCACUCGGCUGAGCACUCCAGUGACCGCUCCGGCCACUCCGACCCCGCUGACCGCUCCAGUGACCACUCGAGUGACCACUCCAGUCCGACUGACCACUCCGGUGACCCAUCGAGUGACCACUCCAACUGCUCCAGUGACCACUGCGGCCACUCCAGUGACCUCUCCAGUCCGAGUGACCACUCCAACUGCUCCAGUGACCGCUCCGGCCACUCCAGUGACCCCUCGAGUGACCCCUCGAGUGACCACUCCAACUGCUCCAGUGACCACUGCAGUCCGACUGACCACUCCGGCCACUCCAGUGACCGCUCCGGCCACUCCAGCCCCGCUGACCGCUUCAGUGACCCCUCCGUCCCCUGGAGUGACCCCUCCGGCCCCUGGAGUGACCCCUGCGGCCCCUGGAGUGACCCCGCUGACCCCUGGAGUGACCCCUCCGGCCCCUGGAGUGACCCCUCCGGCCCCUGGAGUGACCCCUCCGGCCGCUCCGGCCGCUCCGUCCCCCCGCUGUCCGCUCCCCGCGGUGUCCGGCCGCUGUCCGCACGAGGGCUUGGUGGUCAGCGGAACCUCGCCAGUGGUCAUCGAGGUGUUGGUGGUCAUCAGAUGUCGCCAGUGGUCAUCAGGAUCUUGCUGGUGGUCAUCAGGAUGUCGUUGGUGGUCAGCGAGGUGUUGGUGGUCAUCAGGAUGUCGCCAGUGGUCAUCAGGAUCUUGCUGUGGUCAUCAGGAUGUCGUUGGUGGUCAUCGAGGUGCUGGUGGUCAUCAGGAUGUCGCUGGUGGUCAGCGAGGGGUUGGUGGUCAGCGGAAUGUCGGUGGUGGUCAGCGGAACCUCGCCAGUUGGUCAUCAGGAUGUCCCCAGUGGUCAGCGAGGUGCCGGUGGUCAUCAGGACGUCAUUGGUGGUCAUCGAGGUCUUGGUGGUCAGCGGGAUCUUGCCGGUGGUCAUCGGGAUGGUGACGGUCAGUGGGACGCUGCUGGUGGUCAUCGGGAUCUUGCCAGUGGUCAUCAGGAUGUCCCCAGUGGUCAUCAGGAUGUCCCCAGUGGUCAGCAGAACCUUGCCAGUGGUCAGCAGGCUGUGGCCGGUGGUCAUCGAGGUGCCGGCGGUCGCCGAGGUGCCGGCGGUCAGCGGAGUCCCGCCAGUGGUCAUCGAGAUGUCCCCGGUGGUCAUCGGAUUGGUCAUCGAGGUGUUUCCAGUGGUCAUCGAGGUGUUCCCGGUGGUCAUCGAGGUGGUUCUGAUGGUCACCAAGACCUCACCAGUGGUCAUCAGGAUGUCGCCAGUGGUCAUCGAGAUGUCCCCAGUGGUCAUCGAGGUGUCACCAGUGGUCAUCAGGACAUCGCCAGUGGUCAUCGAGAUGUCCCCAGUGGUCAUCGGGGUGUCUCCAGUGGUCAUCGAGAUGUCCCCAGUGGUCAUCGGGGUGUCUCCAGUGGUCAUCGAGAUGUCCCCAGUGGUCACCAGGAUGUCCCCAGUGGUCAUCGAGGUGUCCCCAGUGGUCACCAGGAUGUCCCCAUUGGUCAUCAGGACAUCACCAGUGGUCAUCGAGGUGUCUCCAGUGGUCAUCGAGGUGUCUCCAGUGGUCAUCGAGAUGUCCCCGGUGGCCACCAGGCCACCCCCAGUGACCACCACACCCCCACCGCUGACCCCUCCGCUGACCCCCGCCCCACCCCUCCCCCUCCCCUCCUGCCUGGACUGCGCCCACCACUGCGUGGACUGCGGCAAAACCUUCACCAAAACCCCCCAAAAAACCCCCAAAAAACCCCCAAAAAACCCCAAAAAACCCCCAAAAUCCCCCAAAGCUCCCUCGCUGCCCAACACCUGCGGCCAGUGCUGGCAGAGCUUCGGCCAGAGCUCGGACCUGGUCAAGCACCUGCGCAUCCACACGGGCGAGCGGCCGUACGCCUGCGGCCACUGCGGCAAGCGCUUCAACGUCAGCUCCAACCUGAUCCGGCACCGCCGCAUCCACACCGGCGAGCGGCCCUACGGCUGCGGCGACUGCGGCAAGAGCUUCACCGACAAAUCCACGCUCAGCCAGCACCGCCGCAUCCACAGCGGCGAGAAACCCUACGGCUGCGGCGUCUGCGGCAAGAGCUUCAGCCGCAGCUCGCACCACAAGCGCCACCAGCGCACGCACGGCACCGGCGGUGAGGUGCUGCCGCUCUGGGCCUGCUGAGAGCGUUUGGGAUGGGUUUGGAUGGGUUUGGGUCAAAGCUUUGUCAAAAAAAGCAAAAAAAAUGAAGUUUUUUGGUCAAAAAAUGCCAAUUUUGGAGUGGUUUUGUUGUGGUUCUUGGGUUGGGUCAUCGCGUGUUGGGUGGUCGUGGUUGGGUUGGGUUUUAUGGGAUUUUAUGGGAU
Molecule: messenger RNA, 2849 nt
Organism: Poecile atricapillus (Black-capped chickadee)
Lineage: Eukaryota; Metazoa; Chordata; Aves; Passeriformes; Paridae
Exons: 8
Coding region: 1-2670 (889 amino acids)
Biological process (GO): regulation of transcription by RNA polymerase II
Molecular function (GO): DNA-binding transcription factor activity; RNA polymerase II cis-regulatory region sequence-specific DNA binding
Source: RefSeq, a predicted model, not a curated record